This is a messenger RNA of Schizophyllum commune H4-8, 682 nucleotides long. RefSeq lists its product as uncharacterized. The transcript has 3 exons. Lineage: Eukaryota; Fungi; Basidiomycota; Agaricomycetes; Agaricales; Schizophyllaceae. The record is from RefSeq and is a predicted model, not a curated record. Bases 274 to 543 code for a protein of 89 amino acids.
AGGCCCAGCGCAAAUUACCUCCAAUGAAACUCCCUCGCGCGUUCAAGAGGCUCCACAGUCCCCAACACAGCUGUCCGAGCUCAGCGGCCUCGCCUCCAGCAAGCGGGCGCUGACUGGUGAGCGUCUUGGCUGACGAAGAGCACCGCUGCGCCCACAGGCUUCCCUCAUAUAAAAGGACGCUAGUCUCGCUUCCCUACCUUUUGCAUCAGCCUCGGACUCCAGACCAGCAGUCCCAUCCACACUCUUACCCUCAGCAACCUUUUCACGACCACAAUGCGCGCCUUCACCCCCAUCGCCGCUCUCGUGUCCCUCGCUGCCUUCGCCGCCGCGAUCCGCAACCCGGACAACCCUCAGGACCCCAUCAACUGCCCGCCCAGUGGCGGCGCGGACCUGUGCUCGAAGGAGACUUCGUGCAACAACCGCAUCCGUAUCAACUACGGCCAGACCGAGAAGGGACACUACAUCUGGUACUUGAACGACUAUGACCCCAACAACCUUCCUCAGGGUAUCACCAUUACCACCGACACUGUUGGGACCUGCUGAGAGGCUUGAUAUGAUGGCUGAGAGGAGGUCGAUGGGAUUACGAAGCGGGCCUCAGAUGGUGACCUGAUAUUUAUGCUUGUACUUUGAGGCGCUAUUGUGUCGAAAGAUCUGCCCUCUACUUCAUUGACUCGUUUGUGAU